UUCGCCGAGUUUAUUUGCACUGAAUAGUAUUAUAUGCUAAUAAUAUAAUAUUCAUUAGUAAAUAAAUAAAUUAUAGCUAUGUUGGAAACGGAAGAUGUUGAUGAUGAUUUUUUUACUCCAAUGUCUAAUACAUCCUUGUCCAAUAUCUUUGGAAGUUCUCCUCGUCACAAUAAAGAGAGUGAAAAUGAGUCAUUGAAAUAUGUACCGCCGAAACCGGUUGACACUACUUCGAAGCCUGCAGAAGACACAAAAGCCACUAAAUGUAUAUUUGCUUGUGUACUUACGGCAUAUGUGUGGACUAAAAAUGAAUAUAUAGCAAAAGGAAAGUUGGGUUUUGCCAUAGUUAAAAUGAUGAAAAACAAUAUACAUAACAUUGUGCUUUACGAUUCUAACAAAACUAAUCUGUCAAGUGCAACUGUCACAUCCAAUUUGGAAGUGACUGUAAAAGGCAAUCUUUACAUAUCAUAUUACGACAAUCUCCGUUGUUAUUGGAGCCUUUGUGGAAAUGAGGAGGACAUGAAAAAAGUAGUGGAUACUUUACAACACUUAAAUGUUACAAUAAAAUUCUUUCAAAAUAUUGAUGAAACUCUUCCAAAACCUGAAAAAGAAAAGGAGAAAAUAAGUGUGGAUGUUCAAAAUGAUACAAAGAAUCAAGAAAGUGACACAGACUCAUCUCUAAAUAGGAAAACUAAACAAUCUAUUCUAGACAGAAUGGCUAACAUGGGGCAUUCAGUUUUGCCACCUCAAGCUGUGCAUACUGAGAAAACUAGUGAUUCCUCGGAUACAAAUGAAAUUGUGAAUCCUCCCAAGCCUAGACAUAAACCAAUUAAAGCUAUAUCAAGAAAGUUUAGCACUGAUAAAAAUACACCUGAGGCUCAUAGUCAAGUUGAGGUAAUUAAAGCAAUGUCUCCUAGAGUUGACCAAUUUACUGAAAAACCACAACUUUAUACUUUAAUUAAUGGGCAACUUGUACCUGUUACAAAUACAAGUUGCCCUAGCAUUCUACCCAGCCCUUCACAAAGUAAUGAUUUGAGUUUAUUCUUAACAGAACAUAGGAUAAGUAACAGUGAGAUGAGGAUGAAUAUGAACAGAACAAGUGAGAAAAUUGAUCUAAUAUUAGACAAGCUUAAAGAUUUGAGCAGUACAGACAUAAGCAAAAGUGGUAACUUUCAGAUUGAAGUAAUGCAAAAACUAUUAAAUGAGUAUGAAAAUAAGAUUGACAUAUAUGAAAAAAUUUUAAAAGGACAGGAUGUACCCAAAACACUUAAUCAAAUACCAAAUGAUGAACAGUACAAAUCAAAAAUAGCAGAACUUGAGAAAGUUAUAGCUGACAAAAAUAAUGAAAUUGUUGAAAUAAAACAAAAACUUUUACAAGAGGCAUGUGAGAAACAAAAAAUUGAAAACACCUUUCAAGAUGAAAUAAAAAACUUGAAAUCGUGUAUAGACCUCAAGGAUAAAGAGUUGGCUACUAUUUCAACAAAAUUAGAAGAAUCUACAUAUAAAGAUGGUAGUAACGAAUUAGGCAGUAAAUUAAAAAGUAUCAUGAAUGAUACCUUCAGAGCCGUUACUGCAAAAUUUGAAAGUAAUGAAAAUUACUCGGGAGAAUCAGUAAAAAAUAUUAUAGGAUCAAUCAUGAAACAAGUCACAAUACAAUCAUUAAAUGAACUUAAUGUAGAAAAAUGAUAAUUAACAAAUCAGCGUUUUUCUACUAUUUUGCUUUAAGUUAAACAGAUGGCGGCUGUCAUCUAAGUAAGAAACUGCAAAAAUCAUCAGAUUCAUUAAUAAUAUUUUUUUAUAAAUAAUUAAGCUAAACGAUUAAUAAUUGUUACAGAAAAUGAUUAUAAAAUAUCGUAUAUAUAUCCUGGUAUCAUGCAUAUUUAAUCUUAUUACAACAAAAUAGAAUUUUGUAUUGGUAAUGAAAACAAUUGCUUAUAUCUUCUGACUUUUUGGUUAUGUUAGUUUGUUAUCCACCUCCAUCAAUGUGACCGACCCAUAGAAACAAAAUAAUUGUCGGCUGGUUGUCACCCUAUGUUUCGCGUUGUAGUUAUACAUUAUGAAUUAUUUAUGGAAAUCAUUUAAUAAAUAUAUAUAUAAUUAAAGAAAAGCCUAAACGAUACUAUGUUGUUCAGUGAAUUAGAUUGGAGGUAUUACAAUGAAUCUUAUAUAUAAAUAUUGGGUAAUUAUGUAAUUUUAUGAUGUUAUAGUAGGUGGCCUAUGCCCAGCAGUAGACGUCUUUCGGCUGACAUUAUGAUGAUACUGGGAACACCAAUAUUUUACAUCAUUAUUAGAACAAAAUGGUGUAGGUGUCUAAUAAAAACUUUAGCAUUUUGUCUAUUCAAUUACCUAUUACUAAAUUACAUCGAAUACUCGAUGCUAAUUUAUCAUUCGAACCAACGUUUUUUAACAUACCGUGCCAGAUGCUAUGCCAAGUAACCGAAUUUUGUUUUGGUUUUUAACGACUUUGCCGUAAUAUUUUUCCUAUUUUAGUUCAAUAGGUUCAUAUUCUAUUGAGUUCAUAAAUUUUCGCGAUUGUUACACAUAGGAAAUGAAACUAUUUUUCCGGAUUUAAAUCGCAUAUAUAUGUUUUUUCAAACAAACCGACGUUUCGGGCCCUUUACAGGUCCCAUGGUCACGGUUGACUUUUCUGGUAGUCCGUAGUAGUUCCGGAAAAAUACUUUCAUUGUCAAUAUGGGAAAGAUUAUAUAAAAAAGAUGAAUGUUAAUUUUAUUAUUUGGAUAAGCAUAAUUUGCCAAUUGCCUUACAAAUCGAUGGCAAUACAAAAAUUUACGCUGUAGUCGU
Molecule: messenger RNA, 2799 nt
Organism: Hyposmocoma kahamanoa
Lineage: Eukaryota; Metazoa; Arthropoda; Insecta; Lepidoptera; Cosmopterigidae
Exons: 3
Coding region: 79-1683 (534 amino acids)
Source: RefSeq, a predicted model, not a curated record